This is a messenger RNA of Oreochromis aureus, 2544 nucleotides long. RefSeq names its product transmembrane protein 98 (gene tmem98). Gene Ontology annotation, cellular component: endoplasmic reticulum. The transcript is spliced from 8 exons. The record is from RefSeq and is a predicted model, not a curated record. Bases 315 to 989 code for a protein of 224 amino acids. NCBI's taxonomy places the organism in Eukaryota, Metazoa, Chordata, Actinopteri, Cichliformes, Cichlidae.
CUGCUAACGAGCUGCUUUCCUGCGCGUUCACGUGCCAGGUCUGGAGAUGUCGGUGCCGUCUCCGCGCUCCCGGCGGCGGAGCGUAAACUGUUUUGUCUCCUCACAGGAAACGACUAAAAGGACAAAAAUGUCCAGCAGAAGGCUUUACUGAUUUUUCAGAAACCACUGGCCUGUGAAAAGACAAAGAGUCAGAAAAGCUCUCAGGCAGGAGAAAGCCCUGUAUGAUACGAUGAGCGCCCAUCUGUAAUUGAGCUUGGGCACUUUUCCCCCUCGACGAGUUGCCAUCUACAGGAGCUGUGGGAGCCAGAGUCGCCAUGGAGACAGUGGUGAUUGUGGCAAUCGGGGUAUUGGCCACCAUAUUCCUGGCCUCCUUUGUUGCCCUGGUGGUGGUGUGCAGACACCGCUACUGCCACCCGCACGACUUGCUACACCACUUCGACUCCAAACCCACAGUGGAUCUGAUUGGGGCCAUGGAGACCCAGAGCGAACCUUCUGAGCUGGAGCUGGAUGAUGUAGUCAUCACUAACCCUCACAUUGAAGCAAUCUUAGAGAAUGAGGACUGGAUAGAGGAUGCCUCUGGUUUGGUGUCUCACUGUAUCUCUAUCCUGAAGAUCUGCCACACUUUGACUGAAAAGCUGGUUGCGAUGACGAUGGGCUCAGGGGCAAAAGUUAAAGCACCAGCCAGCCUGAGUGAUAUUAUCACUGUGGCUAAGCGGAUCAGCCCAAGGGUGGAUGACGUAGUCAGAUCUAUGUACCCUCCUCUGGAUCCAAUCCUCUUGGAUGCCAGGGCCACCGCUCUCCUCCUUUCUGUCAGCCACCUGGUCCUGGUCACCCGCAACGCCUGUCACAUGUCCGGCAGUUUAGACUGGAUCGACCAGUCACUCCAUGCGGCGGAAGAUCACAUGGUGGUUUUGCGUGAAGCAGCACUAGCUUCCGAACCAGAACGAUGCAUACCUGGAGCUGAUGCUCAGAGAGAACAGGCCAUCUAAUGCAAACCACCUGGUUCGUCUGAAGAGUCAAAAAGGCACACUACCCAAAAUCAUUAUUCAUUCCAGAUAAAAGGUUGUGAUCAUAGAUGCAAGGACCAUGAAAUAUUUUUAAAGUAACUUCACUACACCUGCAUAGUGAUAUUUUCAAAGUAGAUCUCUCAGGCUGACACACAGACAUUUUUAUGUAACCCUACAGCAGAUAUUUUUACAGCAGAAUGUCUUUGGAAAUGUCUUCGAGUGUGCCAUCACUGAGCGGUGGGCCUAAAUCCAGCCUAACCAGGCCUGCAUAGUCACAUGGUGGCUUAGUCAGCUAAUCCAUUUUGAGGAAAAUAAUACCCAUUACCCAGUGAACCCAAAAGGGGCUCACUGGGUGAAUUGAAGACUAACCCGAGAUGGUUCCAAUUUUGGAGGUCAGCUAGACGUGAAUGUUUAAAAAAAAAAAAAAAAAAUCCCUCAGAUAGUCUUAUGCUGUUAAAAAUCACCCAACUGUGAAUUUUCUAAGAUCAGCAGCAAAGGAUUUAGAUAUUAUUACCACAGGGAAAAAAAAAAAAAGAAGAUUUUUCUAGUUGUGUUUCUUCCUCUUGAAAGUUUUUAGCCACACUGGCAAAUCUUAAUAUUAAUUCAGGUAUUGCUAUGCUGGUCUUACAAUGAAGUUCUCAGUAGUUUGUUUGGCAAAAAAGAAACAUGUACAGACAGAUUGUAGAAGAACCCCAAACAAUGUUUUAAUUCUUUGACUUAUUCUUGAGAGAUUCCUCAACAACUUACCAUGAAAGAUGGUAUAAGAUGAUUAUCAAGCACAGGCCAAGAAUGGCUGAUUUCAAGCCAGCCCACUAUUGCGGACUGCUCGUCUGUUAUACAUAUAUUAUCAAUUCUUGCAUAGGAAAUGUUGUUUAAGGUGGUUGUUACAUUUGCUGCACAUGUGCACAUCACUUUGCAUUAUCCACUGUCAGACUUAAUCUCGUCAGUUGUCAUUUAGGAACCUUAUUUUCUGUGACAGUCGUUCUCCAGAAGUAGAGCCAUAUUGUAAAAUAUAAAUUACUCUAGAUGGAAAAAACAAAUCUUAGCCUAAUUAGCAAAGAUUAGCAUGCUAUUAUUAGCAUGUUAGCAUUUUCUCUCCAGUGACUCUGGACUUUGUCAUUGCUAGACAGUAAGUCAAGAAAUGCUGACAACAAAAUGAAAAAAAAAAAAAUGUCUCGAACUCAGCCAUAUUAUGCUAAAUAUUAGCAUGCUAGCACUGUCAAUAUGAGCAUGUUAACAAAAUAGUAGGGGUUCUUUUUGUUUGCUACUCUUGUUUCUGUUUUGUUUUGGGGUCUUUUGUUUUUUUUUUUUUGUUAGAGAUGGACAAUGAACCAACCUGAGAGUGACAUCUUAAAAACAAAUAACUAAAAAUUGCUGUAGCUGUAGCGUCCGUUUCUAUGUGCAUACUACCAAAAAAGAAAAAAAAACACAAACAUUAAAGUAGACCGACAUUCACAUCAAAAUUUGUUAAGCGAUACAUGUGUUACAUUGUUUUUCCUUUAAUAAAUAAUGGGCUUCCAUGCAUCAUUGAGAGAUA